AUGGCAAACAGAGCCAAAAUACUCAUAAAUAAACGGACUUCUUUAAAGUCUAAAAUCACGAAUCUCUAUAAUAUCCUCGACAAAGGUACAACGGACGGUACAUUAAUCAAAUUACGCUUAGACCGUGUAACUGAGUUAUUUCACGCGUAUGAGGACUUCAACGACGAGCUUACCGAAUUAGAUCCAAACGAAUCACAUCAAACUGAAUAUGAAAAUAUUGAAGAACGAUAUUAUUUGCUUGCGGCUAAGAUAAAAAAUAGGUUGUUCGCGUCAAAUAUAUCCGAGGCUAGUACCAGCGCGUCCCACGAAGAUCGGGCCUAUGAGAAUUCACUCGCUACUUCGACCAAAAAACGGCGUAUCAAACUGCCCGAAGCCUCGCUUCCGACCUUUGAUGGCAAAUUUAAGAGUUGGCUCUCGUUUAAGAAUAGCUUCCGGAAUAUGAUCGGAUCACAGAACGACUUGUCAGACAUUGACAAGCUUCAUUAUUUGAAAUCGGCUUUAACGGGCGAAGCGGCCAAUAAAAUUAAAAUCUUUGAAACCGACGAUAUAAAUUAUUCUAAGGCAUGA
Messenger RNA from Solenopsis invicta (red fire ant), 567 nucleotides. RefSeq lists its product as uncharacterized. The record is from RefSeq and is a predicted model, not a curated record. Lineage: Eukaryota; Metazoa; Arthropoda; Insecta; Hymenoptera; Formicidae. The coding region runs from base 1 to 567 and encodes 188 amino acids. The transcript has a single exon.